UGGAAAAUUAGAGGGGGUUGGAAAUGGAGGAGAAUUAAAGGAGGGGGUUGAAAAGGGAGGAGAAUUAAAGGAGUGUAUCACUUAUCAAAAGAUAAGGUGGGGGAAAUAUAUGGAAGAGUAAUUCAGGUUUUGGGUGGAGAAUAGGGAGAGUUAUACUAGGCCUUUUGGUGGUAUUAUUUUUCUUCAUGCAAAUUUUGUAAGUGUUCUUGCUGUUCAUUGUUCUUGCGAGGGAUUCUAGUAGUGUAUAGAGUUUAGGAGAGAAGGUCCUCCUCUCAAAAGAGGAACAUUGUAUCUUGCUUGUUAGUGUUUGCUUUCUUAUCAAGAAAAUCUAUUUGGUUUGUUGAAAUUUACUAUUUGUUUGUUGGUUUUUGAUGUUCAAGUCCUAACAUAGUGUGCAUUCCAUAAACAGAAAUCCCAGCACAAUUCUUUAUUUAUUUACUUUAUUAAGUGCUCUGACUCUUCCGUGACAUAACUUCAGCCAGGAAAAUAAAUUAGGGUUACAUAGAGAUGUUGCUAAGCAAUAAGAACAAAAUGACCUUCUUUUGUCUCCUCUAAGCUCCAGCUAGUGACCACCUCGAUUAAGCUAGAUUUAUGCAAUUGCUUCCAAGAAGUAAUCCCCUCUUAGUCACUGUCUGCCUCUUGCCGCAAGCCUCCAGCAGCUCUCUCUUUAAUUCUGUCUCUUGCUUGUUCUUUCUGAAAGCUCCUGAGCCCUCAGUACAACUGCUUUUCAUUCUCUCUCUCUCUACUCAUCUCUUGGUUUCAUGCCCAUGCCCUCUUUGACUCACUUUUGAUCAUAAUAUAAAACGAGUGGCUCCAGCCCACCACAUCUUCUUAGGUGGUGAGGAAAACGUGCCAGAUCCAAGUAGAUUUUCUUUUUUCUUUUUUUAAUUUCUACGGGUUUUGCAAAAAAUAUUUUCUUUAAGUUGACUUGAAAUAGUUGGAAUUAGUCAAAUUAUAAUGAUAUACAUGUGAAUUCUUUCUUACCCUUUUUGGUAAUAGAAACUACUGAAGUGAGCUUGAAUGGGCGUGAUUGUUCUUUGGCUUGAAUUUCUUGGUUAUGUAACCAGGUAAACAACAGGGAUAUGUCUAUUGCAGUUUUGAGGACUUACAUUUCAAGGCACAAGGAGGAGUAUGCUGCAAAGUUUAAUCUGAAGAAUAAAUUCCAAAAUGAAGUCCAAGAUGAAAUGCAGGUAACCAAUUUGGAGAAGUGUCAGGGAGAGCUUAGAGCAUCAAUUGUUCUUGAGGCUUUGGCGGCUUCCGGUUUGAGAGCCAUACGCUAUGCUUGUGAAGUAGAUGGAAUUGGUCAAGUUUUAGCCAUUGACAAAGAUAAAGUGUGCAUUGAGAUUUGCAAGAAAAAUAUAAUACUCAAUGGCCCUGCAACAUGUUCAAAGGUUGCAGCUCAUCUUGGUGAUGCUCGUGUUUACAUGCUUACUCAUCCCAAAGAAUUUGACGUGGUUGAUCUUGAUCCGUAUGGAACACCUUCAAUUUUUUUGGACUCAGCAGUCCAGUCACUUGUUGAUGGUGGCUUGUUAAUGUGCACUGCUACUGAUUUGGCAGUGCUUUGUGGAGAAGAUCGUGACGUCUGCUAUUCCAAAUAUGGUUCCUAUCCUUUGAAAGGAAAGUACUGUCAUGAGAUGGCUUUGAGGAUUCUACUUGCUUGCAUUGAGAGCCAUGCAAAUCGGUACAAGCGUUUCAUUGUUCCGGUCCUCUCUGUAUAUAUGGAUUACUAUAUCCGCGUGUUUGUUCGUGUUUACACUUCUCCCAUUGCCAUGAAGAAAACUACUCUUAAACUUGCUUACGUAUACCAGUGUGUCGCCUGUGAUUCGUUUCAUCUCCAACGUAUUGGAAGAGCUACUACUAAGAAUAAUGUGGAGAGGUAUGCCCCAGCUUUUGGCCCUGUGGUUCCUCAAGCAUGUAGUGAUUGUGGAAAGCAAUUCCAUGUUGGUGGACCAAUAUGGUCCUCACCAAUACAUGACCAAGCAUGGGUAGAAUCUAUCUUGGCAGAUGUUAGAAGUAUGAAGGAAAGAUAUCCUGCAUAUGAUAGAAUUUCUUCUGUUCUAACUGCAAUAUCAGAGGAAUUAUCUGAUGCGCCACUCUUUCUAAGUCUCCACAACCUUUGUAGAACGCUUAAAUGUACGACCCCACCAUCAGCUGCUUUCCAUUCUGUAGUAAUUAAUGCUGGAUAUAGCAUCUCAGGCACUCAUAUAACUCCACUGGGAUUCAAAUCUAAUGCACCCAUGCAUGUCAUUUGGGAUAUUAUGCGCUGCUGGGUUAAAAACCAUCCACUAAAAUCCCAGCCUGCAGGUGAACCAGGAACAGUCAUUCUCGGCAAGGAACCAAGUUUUUUAGUAAAUUUUACACAACCAUCAACCAUCAACAAAACAAGAGCCAAGAAGGCUGCAAGGUUUUUGCUCAGCCCUGAAAAAAGCUGGGGUCCUAUGCUCAGAGGAGGUCGGCUCAUCAAAACCAAGCAUCGCCAGAUCGGUGAAGUUACAGAGAGCUCUCUCAAUUCACAUGAAAAUUUUACUAAUGAUCGGGAGAUAUGAUUGUCGCCAGUAGUCCUUUUCAUUGCUCACCACCUCAUUUGCUUACAACUUAUUUUUUUAUUUCUUUUCCUUUCACUUCUUAUGAGCUGAUUAUUUUAUGAAUUUAUACUUUGAAUAAUAUGCACAUGUAAUAGAAAACUUUGUAUUGAUUAUUUAACAUAUAAUUUAAAUUUUAGAUGAGUA
Molecule: messenger RNA, 2729 nt
Organism: Dendrobium catenatum
Lineage: Eukaryota; Viridiplantae; Streptophyta; Magnoliopsida; Asparagales; Orchidaceae
Product: probable tRNA (guanine(26)-N(2))-dimethyltransferase 1
Exons: 12
Coding region: 1083-2546 (487 amino acids)
Biological process (GO): tRNA N2-guanine methylation
Cellular component (GO): nucleus
Molecular function (GO): RNA binding
Source: RefSeq, a predicted model, not a curated record